Messenger RNA from Cryptosporidium ubiquitum, 1587 nucleotides. Its product is annotated as glucosyltransferase. The transcript has a single exon. Lineage: Eukaryota; Apicomplexa; Conoidasida; Eucoccidiorida; Cryptosporidiidae. The coding region runs from base 1 to 1587 and encodes 528 amino acids. Gene Ontology annotation, biological process: protein N-linked glycosylation. Gene Ontology annotation, molecular function: dolichyl pyrophosphate Man9GlcNAc2 alpha-1,3-glucosyltransferase activity. The record is from RefSeq and is a predicted model, not a curated record. Gene Ontology annotation, cellular component: endoplasmic reticulum membrane.
AUGUUGAAGGUCAUUUUGGCAGUAUUAAUAGGAAUCCUUCUUAGGAUGCUUAUUGGAUUUUCUGAAUAUUCUGGCCAAUUAGAUCCACCAAAGUUCGGUGACUUCGAAGCUCAACGACAUUGGAUUGAAAUCACCACAAACUUACCAGUUAAUAUGUGGUAUGUAGAUAAUCAGCACAAUAAUUUGAGUUAUUGGCCGCUGGACUAUCCACCAUUAACUGCAUAUCAUAGUAUGCUUUGUGGGAAAAUUGCAGGUUUCUUGGGGUUUAGUGAAUUCUUUGAAUUAGAUAAAUCAAAGGGGAUAGAGAAUGAGACUCUCAAAUGGUUUAUGAGAGGUACCGUGUUGGUUAGCGAUAUUCUGAUAUUCUUUUCUGCCUUUGUGUUUUACUGGAAAAUUUUAAAUCCUAUUAGUAAUAAAAGCUAUUCAAGUAAAUAUUUACUAGUAACUCUUAUAUCAGCACCUUAUAUUUUCGUAGACCAUUCCCAUUUUCAAUAUAAUUGCGUUGCAAUUGGCUUAGUGGUGUGGUCAAUCAAUUUCCUUUACUGUGGCUAUCACGUUUUAUCAAUAUUUUCAAUUAUCUGUGCAGUAUUCUUUAAACAGACAAUGCUUUAUUUUAUACCUGCAUUUGCAUUCGCUUAUAUUUCGAUUAUUUUGAACACAGGAGGGUUAUUAAUGAAAAUUAAAAAGGUGAUUUAUUUUGGCUUAUCAGGAAUACUUGUAAGUAUAUCGAUUUUGUAUCCAUUUAUUUUGGAUAAUAUAAAGAAUCCAGAUCAUUAUAAGAAUGUUUUGUAUAAUACAAGAUUGGACAGUUUACUAAUGAAAUAUAAAGUGGAUUUUCUUGCCCCAAUAAUAAAAAGAGUUAUACCAAUCUGGAGAGGAGCUUGGGAAAAUCACGUCGCAUCUUUCUGGUUUGCAAAUAUCUUUAUUUUCAACUUAAAGAAGUGGGCAAUGAUAAAUGAAGAUAACUUAAAUAUUGCACUUAAAAUUUGUACAACUAGCACAUUUUUAGGAUUCAUUCCGGCAUGCCUGACUUUAUUAAGAAAUCCUACGAGAAAAAGGUUUGAAGUUGCAUUGCUUGCAUCUUCUCUUUCAUUUUUUCUAUUUUCUUGGCAAGUACAUGAAAAAAGCAUUAUUUUGCCUCUUACCCCAGCAUUAUUAUUGAUGGAUGUUUUCCCAUGGAUAUCUUUGAAUUUCAUAAUAAUUUCAUCUUUUUCGCUUGUGACGCUCUCGAUUUUGGAUAAAACAGUUUCGUAUUUAAUAAUUUUUGGAUUAUUCUCAAUUAUCAUUUCAUUUUAUGUUUUGUAUGAUGAAAUUGAAAGGCCUAAUGGCACCACUGGAUUGAUAUAUAAUAGAACACCGCUAAUCUUGUCAAUUUUGUUUUCAUGUAUGCUGAUCUGCCAGUAUUUUAUUCCCCCACCUAUUAGAUACCCAUGGCUGCACGAAUUUUUAAAUGCACUAGUCUGUGCAUGGACUCUAUUUUCAAUACUCAUUAUAUGUACAAUAAAAGGAAUAUCUUUUGGGAAAGAAAACAACCGAAAAGGUUCUCAAAAUAAAGAUAUUAAUCUAAUCUAUAAGGAUAAGAAUUGA